Seminavis robusta is the source of this 924-nucleotide messenger RNA. NCBI's taxonomy places the organism in Eukaryota, Bacillariophyta, Bacillariophyceae, Naviculales, Naviculaceae. The record is from the annotation of a GenBank genome assembly.
UGUCGCGGUCUCUGCCAAGCUCGCACCUCUCUUCACUGGAGAUUGAUCAUCAUCUAGUCCUAUAGAAGCAAGAAGAAAGCAGCACAGCAUAACGAGCCCUUGUCCACCAUGGUGAAGAGACGAGAAGUAAGCCGCUCCAAGUCCUUAUCCGCCAAACGACCGUCGAAGGAUGGAGACUUGCGGGCGAAACCAAGGACGAGAAGUGGAAGGACUGGGCGACUUAGCAGCAAGAAUGCUACCGUUGCUUCCGACGAUGUCGACAAGAACGAUCUCACAGAUAUUGAGAUCGAGGCAGCAAUGCCUGCCACUCGAUCCAGCUUGAACGUAUCAAAGACAAACCAAAAUGUGUCAAUCUUCAAGAGAACACUCAGUGCCGAUGCCUGGGGAUCUAUGCAGCAACAACCAAGAGAAGAGGAGAAACCAACCAAGAAUGCUUCCUGGUUGUCGCCUAAACGAUCCUCCCGAUUAGAACGUGCCUUGUCGUUUCGAGCUUUUAGUAACAAGCUUGUGGGUAGCAACAAGUCGCUAGUUAUGGAAGGCAUCGGCGGUGGCGGUCAUGAUUCCUUCAACUUCUCGGUGGAUAUGCUUUCGGAUUCGGACAAAGACAGCAACGGCAACAAUAAGGGCAAGGGCGUGAAGACUGCUGGUACUUCGGCUCCCCGGGUCAGUCUCUACACUUCGUCUCCUAGCCAGCGAGGUCUGAUAGCAGAUCCCCUGGCUCCUCGUCAAGGGCUUUAUACGUCGUCUCGCAGCCAAAAAGCGGAGUUCAAACAUGUGCGAGAAAAGAGUCAAAUAGAGACCCUCGGGCACUCGCUUACAUCAGACGAGCUCAGCUAUUCCUCCUCGCUCAUACCCAAUCCAGGUCGACAUAUCAUGAUUGCUAGUCUGUUGGCGUUCAAAUCGAGCGAAGACCUCGGUGAAUAG